GGGCAGAAAUAUUUCAUAGAUGAUUAUGCAGCAAAGUUAAACUCACAUUUGCAACCAUGCAAAUAAAGAUAUAUUCUCUUUCAUUGUUUUGUACUUUUUUGCCUUGUCUGAGCAUAGAAAAUUAGAUUCAACCAGCUUGAGUUCUGAGGUACAAAUAUUAUAAAAAUCUGAUUCAUAGAAUAUGUAGCUAAAUGAAGCUUUUAUGGCUAAUAGCAUAGCCAAUGAAGCUUUAUAAAAUAUGCAAAGACUUACCUAUGCUAUUUCAAAAGAGUGCUCAAUUUCUUGUGGAGCUAAAGCUGGAUCUGGUCAAUACUGUGACUAAAGAGAAACUCGUUUACAAAGCAUCCAUCUUUCUCAUUCCCUGCCUCAUCACUACUUAGCAGUGCUCACCACCAUCCCUCCAUAGGCACCAAAUGCCUUCACAUUUUAUCCGCUUUUCCCCUCAUAUUUCUUUUUUAAACUUAAAAGUGAUAAAAAAACAAAUUUUACAAAAUCAGCAACAGCUACCAAAGAAAGCAGUACUAUAUUACAUCAUAACUUGCAAAACUGAAAACCAAGCAAAGAAAUAGAUACACUAGUUCCCCUUAUCCAUGAGGCCUAUGUCCCAAGACCCCCAGUGGAUGCCUAAAACAGCAGAUAGUACCAAACUCUAUAUACAAUAUAUUUUUUUCCUGUAUUCACCUACCUAUGAUAAAGUUUAAUUUGUAAAUCAAGCACAGUAAAAGAUUACAAAAAUAACUAAUAAUAAAAUAGAACAAUUAAAACAAUAUACUAUAAUAAAAGUUGCCAGGGGUUGUGGCUCAUCCCUGUAAUCCUAGCAAUUUGGGAGAUUGAGGCGGGAGGACCGCUCGAGCCCAAAAGUUUGAGACCGGCCUGGGCAACAUAGGGAGACCCUGUAUCUAAAAUAAAUAAAAAUUAAAAAAAUAAAAAGUAAAAAAAUGUGUUAAAAUAUAUAGUGUGGUGUCUCUCACUCUCUCAAGAUACCUUACUGUACUGUACACACCUAUUUUUGGACUGUGGUUGACCUUGGGUCACUGAAACUGCAGAUAAGCGGGGACUAAUGUGUUCAUUGUGAAGAGUCAAGGUUCCUCACCCCGCCCCACUCUUUCAAAAACUACCGAAAAAAAGUGGAUUACCAAAAUUCUGAAAACGUGGAGACUCAAGAAAGAUUGUCUAAUUCAAAAUUAAUAUAAAUAAAACACUUUAUCUUGAUUAUAAGAUAAUAAGUAGCCAUUUAGCUAGAUGAAUACAAAGCUAUUUUUAUUUAAUAAAGAUAUAAUUUGUGAAUUAUGAAUGUUUGUAUUUUAUUACUCAUGCAAUCUUUAUUGGGUGAUCUACAGAGUACUAAAAAAUUUACAAAAUAAUUGCAUCAUCUUUAAUGAUUUGCAAGUUUCAAUUAUAACUUAAAAUAGGUAGAUAUUUUCUAUUUUGUUGUUAUAAUGGUAUAUUUGUCAAGAUAGAAUAGAAAAUGUCUCCUUUAACAGUUUGUUAGGUUUGUAUAUUUAUGACCUUUAAAUAUGUAGCUAUGUGGCAUGUGGUCUUCCAUUUGCAUUCUUGACCCAGGGCUGAAGAGAUCUUUUAUACUUUUUCAUUUUAGGGUGUUCUUCCUACCUAUCUAGAGAAAAGGGUUUGGGGAUGCCGGUCACAACUUGAUAAUACCCCAAAUCUGUACAAAUAGGCCUGAGGAAUGGUACUGUACUUGCUGGUAUAUGAAAAAAUACCACAGUUUUUAGAACUUGUGAUAUAACACAUGACAAAGACAUAGAGAAUGGAUAACAGGCUUGCGGUUCUGAGCUGCAUUUUCCUGGUGUGUUUCCAUAAGAGAAAACAUUUAAAAAUAUAAAUUUAAUCAAAGAGAUGUAGUCUCUCACUUCUAUAAGAGAAAGAGAAUAGAUGCUAGGGAGCAUCACAGAAAAACUUUUUCAGCAGUCUGAACUGAAAAGGAAAAUGAGGCAAAGGGCAGGAAGAGGAAACAAUGAAAGGUUUGAGUAUGUAAAGUAUUUUUUAAGUCACUGAUGGAUGCAGUUUGCCAACGUUGUGUUAGGAUAUUUGCAGCUAUGUUUUUAAGGAAUAUUGACAUUUAAUUUUCAUUUCUCAUAUUGUGCCUAUGAGAAUUUGGUAUUAAGAUUUAGCUAACCUCAUAUCAUUUGUUUAGAAAUAUUUCUUUUCUCUUUUUCAUUUUUGCUGCCUAUUAUUGUUACAUAUAACAAAUAUAGAACAUUUAAUGAAGUUUAAAUGCUAUAGUAUAAAGUGCACACUAAUUUAAAAGCCUCCCAUGGCAAGAAAGAGAACUUUGUAAACCCCAUAACACCUUAUUUGCUCCUUUCUAAUCACAACCCCUAUCUUCAUUCCAGAAGUAACAACUAUCUGCAAUUCAAAUCACGUUAUUGUUUAACUUUGUAUAUUUUAAUUUGAAUAUGUAUCCCUAAGCACUAGCUUGGUUUUGCCUGGUUUUGGAUUGCACAUGAAUGGAAUAAUACUGUACACAAUAUUUUUGAAUUUAACUAUUUUUGAUCAAUAUUAUGUUUCUAAAAUUAAUCAUGUUGCAUAUAGAGAUAGAUCAUUUAUUCAAUUGCUGUAUAGUAUUAAUGGAAUGACAAUUCAAAAUUUAUCUAGUCUAGUGGAAACACAAAGUUGGUUUAUUUUGAGUUUGGAGACUAUGAUGAUGAUGAUGCUACGAACAUUCUUUAACAUGUAACUUAUUAUUGAGUACAUGAGCAUACAUUUCUAUGAUCUUGAUCUGGAACCAUUCCGUUGCCUAUUUCUUCUGGUCUUGUUUUGGCAGUUACGACUUUCUAGAUAUUUGUCAGUUUCAAUUAUUUAUGUUUUCAUGUAAUUUUGAUUAUAAUAUCAUCUUAUUAAAUUUUUAAUACCAACAGAAUAUAUCCUUUAAAUUCUUCAUAUUAUUUGCUUUUCUUUUCAUGAUUUAUCUUACCAGAAGUUUGCCUAUUUUGUUAGUCUAUUCAAGUCUGUCUUGGUCGAUCUUUUCAGAUGUAUUAUUUUUCAUUAAUUUCAUCUCUUAUAUUGUUAUUUAAUUAUUUUUACUUCCGUUGAGUAUGUUUGCUGUUAUAUUCCUGGCAUACGUUUUCCUCUUAGAAUUUUUCAGCAUUUCUCACAAGGUUUUACUAUAUUUUAUUAUACUUAAUUUUAAAUAUUUUCUAAAUUUAUUGUGAUUUUUCUUCCACCAUAGACUAUUUUUAAAAUAUAUGUUCGAGUUUCCAUUUACAUAAAAUUUUCUCUGCUAAAAUUUAUGUUAUGCAUAUAUGGUCAAUUUUGAUAAAUGUUUUGUGUUUGCUGAAAAUAAUGUGUAUCCUGUAGCUUUGGGGUGCAGUGUUUCAUACAUCCACUAGAUCUAUUUGUAAUCAUGUUAUUUAAAUCCUAUUUACCUUUUCUGAGUUUUGUCUUUUUAUUCUAUUAUUUCUUGAGAUUUAAUGUUAAACUAUCCUGCUAUGAGUAUAGGUUUAUCUAUGUCUUUUAGAAGUCCUGUCAACUUUUACUUUACAUAUUUUGAUGCCAUGCUGAUGAGUGCAUAGAGCGUUAGAAUUGUAGUAUCUUCAUGGCAAAUAUAACCUCUACUCACAUGAGGUGACAUUAUCUAUUCUAAUGUCUUUUUCCUUAAAAUCUAUUUAGCCUCACGCCUGAAAUCCCAGCACUUUGGGAGGCCGAGGCGGGUGGAUCAUGAGGUCAGGAGAUCGAGACCAGCAUGGCUAACACAUGGUGAAACCAAGUCUCUACUAAAACUACAAAAAAUUAGCCGGGCAUGGUGGCAGGCACCUGUAGUCCCAGCUACUCGGGAGGCAGAGGCAAGAGAAUGGCAGGAACCUGGGAGGUGGAGCUUGCAGUGAGCCAAGAUCACACCACUGCACUCCAGUGUGGGUGACAAAGCGAGACUCCGUCUCAAAAAAAAAAAAUCUAUUUAGUAUAUAUUAAAAUGAUUACAUUAGCUUAUUUUUGUUAGUGUUUUAUGGUGUGAUUUUUCUAAAUUUUACUUUUAACUUCUCUUUGUUAUUAGGAUUUAGAUAUAUAUCUUGUACAUAGCAUAGAGGUCGUAAAAUGGGACCUAGAGCUAUAUGCUAACAUUUUAUUCCUUGUAGGAUAAGAAAUGUAGUCUUGUAGGAGUCCCCUCUCCCCCUUGAAGUUGUAUAUUAUGUAAAUUUUUGGUCAAUAAAAUAUUGUGGAAAUGACAUGUUGCUUCAGAGUGAGAGCAUUUACUCACCACUAUAAGACUGCAAAUUUCUCAUCUUCUUGCCUUGACACUCAAACAAGGGUCAAUAAACCAUCUAUCAGCCUGGAUUCUUUUGUGACCACUAUGAGCACAGGACAUGUAACAGAAAUCAAAAACAAAAACAAACAACAAAAACUUCUCCUACGUGGAGUCCCUGAGCUUUGGGGAUCUUGUUAGUACAGCAUAGACUAAGCUAUCUUGGCAAGUAUGAGACUGGCCUCUUGAACUGGUAUGUUACUAAAACAAAACACCUAACUUAUGUGACACUGGCUUAAUACUUGAUUCAUUGGCAGUGAGUGGCAAGAAAAAACAUUACUGUUUACUGUAAAACAAGAUAGGGAGUGGCAAAACAUUCGAUAGCAGUCACCUGUGGUUAUGUGGGAGGUAAAUCACAUAUUUGAAAGUUUUGUAACUCUAGAAAAAAAAUAUAAUUGAAUAUAUUAAUGGUUCAUUUGACAAUUAAAAAAAUUGACUUUAGAAAAUAAUUGCCUACUGUCUAGCUAAAUAGCAAACAGAGGGAGAUGCUCUAAAAGAAAAUGAUAUUUAUUUGGGAGUAAUAUUGCAAUGAGAAUACAUGUGCCAUAGUAAAUUAUGUGUGUAUUCAGGGACAUUAGAAAAGACAAGGAUUUCUAAAAGAGGAAGAUUACAUAAUUGUUUUGAGAUAAUUAACCUUGGAUCCAAGGAUCAGGAACAAGGGUGACACCUGUCUAAGGUUAGACAAGGAGGUUCUGAGCAGAUGUCCUUGCAGAAGUAUCUUUUUGUGUAGGGUUGCAGUGGCCUUUGUGCAAUGUUGUUGUUUUGUAGAGUCUUUUCUGGUAGCUCUUGUUAUAAGUCGUAUUUACAUUAAGAACUCUCCCCUCAUGGCCUUCUCCAGCUCCAUUUGUCAGAGUUUUAACACAAGUGACUUCAUUUUGAUUCUGACAAUUUUAUACUACUUUGCAAGCAGGAAAAAAAUAUAUCAGAAAGAAGAGUCUAGAAACUUGAGAUUUUGCAGAGCUGGAAGAGGCAACUGCUUCUCAACACUGAAUAGUAUUUGAGUUUCUAAGCCUGGUUAAAACUCAGCCAUGGCUGGGCACGGUGGCUCACGCCUGUAAUCCCAGCACUUUGGGAGGCUAAGGCAGGUGCAUCACAAGGUCAGGAGAUCGAGACCACCCUGGCUAACACGGUGAAACCCCAUCUCUACUAUUAAUACAAACAAUUAGCCUGGCAUGGUGGCGGGCACCUGUAGUCCCAGCUACUUGGGAGGCUGAGGCAGGAGAAUGGUGUGAACCCAGGAGGCAGAGCUUGCAGUGAGCCAAGAUCAUGCCACUGCACUCCAGCCUGGGCCACAGAGUGAGACUCCGUCUCAAAAAAACAAAAAACAAACAAACAAAAAAACUCAGCCUUAAGACUAGGAUUAUCUCAAGGGUAUGGUUGUUACAUCCAUGUUAAAAAUUCUGACUAGAUUAUAUUUACAGAAAAAGGUUCAACUGACAGUUACUGCUCUUUCAGUUUGACAAGGUAAUAUCAAGGCAGAGUGAUUAAAUAUCUGGUUUCCUGAAUGAAGCCUUACAAUGCUCAAAGUAUCUGAUAUUAAAUCCAGAGAGAAAAGCAGAGGGGUGAAAAAGCAACAAAACACAGCAAAUAUAAGAAGCAGCAGACUAGACAAAAACUGUGACUUGUUUGCUUAACUUAAACUCAACCAAUCAAAGACAGCCAACAGGAUAGCCAAACAUUUGAUUGGUUAGCUAUAAAGUUACCUUAUUUCAUCUGUCCUGUCUUUGCUUUUCUUCUUUGUCUGUCCUAUAAAAGCAUCCCCAUCGCGUUCCCUCGGUAGAGCUCCGGAACCACCUCAGUUUGGAGCUUUCCAAUUUAUGAACCAUCAUUUGCAAAUAAACUUUUAAAAAACUUUAGUGUGCCUUAGUUGACCUUAUUAACACAUGUUGAGCUAAAACCCUGUAUUAGUCUGUUCUCAUGUUGCUAAUAAAGACAUACACAAGACUAAGUAAUUUAUAAAGGAAAGAGGUUUAAUGAACUCACAGUUCUACAUGGCUGAGGAGGCCUCACAAUCAUGGUGGAAGACAAAGAAAGAGGAAAGGGACAUCUUACGUGGCAGCAGACAAGAGAGAGUUUGCAAGGCAACUCCCCUUUAUAAAACCAUCAGAUCUCAUGAGAAUUACUUAUUCAUUAUCAUAAGAACAACAUGGGAAAGACCCGCCCACGAUUCAGUUGCCUCCCACUGAGUUCCUCCCCAUGACACAUGGGAAUUACUCGGGAGCCACAAUUCAAGAUGAGAUUUGGAUGGGGACACAGAAAAACCAUAUCAAACCCUGUUCCAGAGAUGCAGUUUAACAUAUUAUGAGACAAAUGGGAGCUCACAGACAAUAUGAGAAUCUCUUGAAGAUUACACUUUUUUUCCUAGUUCUAAAAUUACAUCUUUUUUAAUGAGACUUAUAUUCUUCCCCCAACUCAGAACAUUUCCUUGUCUUUAAGGGAGACCUGCCACAGAUAGAGAACCAUAGAAAAUAACAGUAACAACCACAUAAACUGUCAUGUUAGCUAUGAAAAGAGUUGGUGGAAGGAAUGGGCUCUCACCAAGACAGUGAAAAAUAGAGGUAGGUGGUAAACAAAUAUGCAAAAGGACCAUUCAGAAACCCAAGCAAACUAUCAUUCUCCCCAUUUUACUGGUGCUAUAAAUACCUGAAAAAAAGUGCCACAGAAAUGGAUUAGUGUUAUCAUCAACAAAUAUAUUUGAGCCGGGCACAGUGGCUCACACCUCUAAUCCCAGCAUUUUGGGAGGCCAAAAUGGGAAGAUAUCUUGAGCCCAGGAGUUUGAGACCAGCCUGAACAACAUAAAAAGACCACCUCUCUAUAAAAUAAGAUAAAAUAAAAUAAAAUAAAAUAAAAUAAAAAAAAUAGCUGGGCAUGGUGGUGCACAUCUGUAGUCCCAGCUACUUAGAAGGCUGAGAUGGAAGGAUUGCUUGAGCCCGGAAGGCCCAGGCUGCAGUGAGCCAUGCUUAUGCCACUGCCAGUCAGCCUGGGUGACAGUGAGACUCAUAUAUAUGUAUACAUUUAAAUAUAUGUAUACAUGGGUGAGACUCAUAUAUACAGAUAUGUAUAUAUUUGUACGUAUGAGAUAAGCUGGUGAGAAUGAGGUCAUUGAAGCAGAUAUCCUGUUCCUUGCCAAUUAAGUCAGUGAUGAAUUCCAUAGUUAAUACCACCAUGAAAAUGUCCUCCUCUAUACCUGGCUUCUCUUCAGAGAGAAAAAUUCCUAAUUUUAUAAUUUUUUUUAUUUUCAACUAAGGGAUUAAUACAAUAAUUAAGGGAUUAAAUAUUUAAUAUUUAUUGUUUCAGUACUUCUCUCUUGCUAUGUCCAUUAAUUCCAUUGCUCAUUGUUAAUUUGUUGUUAAUUACAUUAAAAUCAGUUCUUCUGUAGGAUCAUGUCAUAUUGAUCUUUAUGAAAUCAGAGCAAUCAUUUUUCAAAUGAUUCAGCUGGCAAUUUUCAUACUAACAAAUAUUUUAGUUUUUUAUAAGAGCCACAGGUGAUAACUUUCCAUAUUCAAAAGAAUACCCAGUGAAGUCUAGUGUUCUCAGAUGCAGUUACGGACAGUUUUCCUUUCACUGUUUUCACUUGUUGCUUCACCCUAAACUUCAAUUUAUGUACACAUUACAGUCCCCAAUUAGGAGACUAACAGGAUGUUGAAGAAUGGCAUUGGCAGGACAUUUCUGAAUUCAGUAGCAGGAAUGAACUCAAAACCAGCAGUACUGAGUCAGUUCUUGUUCUCUUCUGACUGAAUUCGUGUUCAUGGAAAUGUUUCUGCAAGACUGAGUGGUCACAGUGUCAGAAGGCUCCUCAGGUUUUGCCUCUUCACACAUGUCCAUUUCCCCUUUGACCUUCUGCCAUGUCAAGAUACAGCUGGAAAGCCCUCACCAGAAGCUGAGCAGAUAUCAGUGCCUGCUUUUGGAACUUCCCAGCCUGCAGAAACAUUAGGUCUUUAUAGAUUGUCCAGCUUCAAUAUUAUGCAGCCUUAAAAAGGAACAAGAUCAUGUCCUUUGCAGGGACAUGGAUGAAGCUGGAAGCCAUUAUCCUCAGCAAACUAAUGCAGGAACAGAAAACCAAACACCACGUGUUCUCGCUUAUAAUUGGGAGGUGAACAAUGAGAUCACAUGGACACAGGGAGGGGAACAACACUUAGCGGGCAUGUUGGGGCAGGACGGGGGUGGGAGAGCAUUAGAGAAAAGAGUUGAUGCAUGCUGGGCUUAAUAUCUAGGUGAUAGGUUGAUAGGUGCAGCAAACCACCAUGGCACACAUUAACCUAUGUAACAAACCUGCAUAUCCUGCACAUGUACCCCAGAACUUAAUAAAUAAAUAAAUAAUACAUUUUUAAAAGAUCCACAUGAUCAAAAAUGCAAAAAAAAAUAAAUUAUCCAACUUCAGGUAUUCUUUUAUAGCAACAUAAAAUGGACUAAGACAAAACUCUGUGGUGAAAUCUCCAAUUAUUUGUAAGAUGAAGUCGUAGAAAUGGGUGAAGUCCAAAAAGCAGGUUAUAAUCUAUAUAAACAUUUAAGACUUUUAUUAAUAUUGACAAAGUCCCCUACAAAAUGCAUGCACCAAUGUAAGCUCUCACUAGCAUUAAACGAGACUGCUCGUAACUUUGCACACAUUAUAAUUCUAUGUAACAAUUUACAAAAGCAAAAUGUGGCCAAUUUGAAAUGCAAAAUAGAGCACUUGUUAUUCAUUUUACCAUAGUACUAUACUAAACUUACGUUUUUGUUUAAAUGUGAGGCUGAAUUUUUUAUAUAUGAUAAUCUGGUUUUUAAAAUUAUUUUUAUCUUUUUUAUAAAACAGUAAAAGUAUUAAAUUUUUUUCUACUGUUUAUAUUGCAAAUAGACUUUAAAGUUUUUAAUCUAUUAUUUACCUUUCUAUAUUUAUUUUCUUGAGGCAUUCAGAAAUUCUUCCAGUCAUGCUAUUAAAUGCAUUCAUUUUAAAUGUACUCUGCCUUUAAUAUCAUGUUUAAACAUGUCUUCCCAACUUUCAAGAUUACAAAACAAUUCUUGGUAUUUUCUCUGUUUGAUUGUUUACUUUUUCAAUUCUAUAUUUAAUCCUCUUAUUUACUUUGGAAGAAGAAGUAUGUUACACAUUUGUCUUAUUUCAAAUUGCAAUAUUGUUGUUACAAUACUAAUUAUUGCAGGGUUAAUUUUUCUUCACAUAUUUAAGAUGGAAAAAUCUAUCUCACACAAUAUAUUUGUAAACAAAAAAAGAUAUUUAUAAACUCUAUAAUUUUUUUGUUGCACUGGAGUUUCCUCAUUCUUUCAUGAUGUUAUUCUAUGCCACUCUUUAAAGAGAAGUGUUGGAGGACAUGAAAGGUGAGAGGAUAGACAUGUAACUAUUUGUUGGACACCUAACUUAGGAUGGACAGAUUAUAUUAUUUUUAUCAGCAAAUGUGAACUCAUCAGUCUUUUCCUUAAUGACAUGUGCUUCCUCAAAUUAAAGGCAGUAGAGUCUUAUUUUGAUUUUCUUGUAAAAGUUUUAAAGAAUUGUUUUCAAAUCUAAAGUGAUAGUACAUCUAAUGUAGUUUUUCUGUUUGUUGUGAGUUAGAAAUACAAUUUUGUCCCAAUAUUAAAUGACAGAGGUCUCAAUAUCAUUAGUUGAACAGUCUACGUUUUUUUUUUGUUGAUUUCUAAUGCCAAAUCUAUCACGUACGGAGGUUCCUAUGUGAUAAGAAUAAACAAUCUGGUCUCACCAGACCUGUCUUUAGUUUGAUCUGCUGACCUAUUACUUAUUAUAUACAUUUUAUUUCUGUGUCACAACCUUCAUUGUUUUGAUUUUUUUAAUAAUUUUUUUGAGACACGGUCUUGCUCUGUCUCAAAAAAUAUUAAAAAAAUUUUUUUAAUCUUUUUUUUUUUUUUCCUGACAGAGUCUUGCUCUGUAGCCCAGGCUGGAGUGGCUCAAUUAAGGCUCACUUCAGCCUUGACCUCCUGGGCUCAAACAAUCCUCCUGUUUGAUUCUCUGUGUAGCUAAGACUACAGUUGCCACUAUACCCAGCUACUUUUUUGAUGCUUUUAGAGACAAGGUCUCACUGUGUUGCUCAAGUGGGUCUUGAAUGCCUUAACUCAAGUGAUCUUCCCAUCUCAGCCUCCCAACAUGCUGGGAUUACAAGUAUGAGCCACUAAAUAAAUAAUUUAAAUAAGUCUUGCUAUCUACUGGAUACCCCUACCUUAAUUUUCUUUUUCAAGAAUUGUCUGAAUUAUUUUUGAAUACUUAAUUCAUGUGUAAUUUAGGACUGUUUUGUCAAUUUGAAAAUAAAUUUCUUUAAGAUUCUGGUUAGAAUUAUAUUGAAUAUGUGAAUUAAUUUGAGCAUAAUCAAUGUCUUUGAAAAUUAAUUUUUGCAUAUCUAUAUAGUUCAAAUCCUUCACUAAAGUAUUAUAGUUAUGUAAUUUCACAAUAUAUAACAUCAUGAAACACUUUUCUGAGACUUAGUCAUAAUCAAAAUAUAGUUCUUAUUUGUAAUAAGAAAGGGAAUUUUUUUAAUUCCACAUUUUAAUGGACCAGUGCUGGUGAAUAGGUGUAAUUUUAGCCCAUAUAUAUUGAUAUUGUACUCAGCAAGCUUAUCAAAUUUGUGUUAUUUCAAAAGUUUUCCUGUUGAUUUUUAAAUUAUCUAGGUGGAAUUACUACUAUUAGUAUAUAAUUUCUUUAAAUUUCCAUCCAAAUUUCUAUGUAACAAUAUUUUUGUCAAAGUGUAUUAGUUAAAUGACCUAACGAAAUUGUCAAUAAACAAGUAUCUUUGUCUUAAUCUUGAUUAAAUGAAAAGCUCUAUGUUACACUAAUAACUAUGCUUCUGUAUUUGUUUAGUAGACAUACAAGUUAUUAAAUGUUGCUUCUAUUUAAACUUGGUUUGGGUAUUUAUCUUGAUUAGGAGUUAAAUUAGAUUAAACAUUUUUGCAACAUCUGUUGAGAUAAUUUUAUGUAAAUUAAAAUUAUUUACUUUCUAGUUUUAAAUUAUCUUCAAAUUCUUAGAAUGAAUCUUUUCAUUUGUAAUAUAUUUUAAGUAUAUAUUAUGAGACUAAUUUACUUUUACACUUUUUUUUAGCAGUUUUGUGCCUGUAUCUAAUUGCCUACCUUCUCAUUAUUUGCUGUCCUCUACUGUUUUUACUCACUUUGAGAAUAAUUUUUUAACUUCUUAAAAUAAAUGAGAAUAAAACAUUUAGGUUCACUGAAGUAGUUUGGAGAAGGUAAAAAUUAUGACAUUUUUAAACUUAGUAAAAGUUUUUUAUAAAUCCAUCUGAAUUUGAUAUCUUGUGUAUAUUUUGAUAGUCCAUUCAAAAUCUUUGAAAUUGUUGAUUUAUUAAAGUUUUUUACUACUAAUAUAAAUUUUUGUUAACCUAUGCUUUUUAAAAACUUGGCAAUUUCAACUGAGUUUUUAAAUUUUGGAAUAAAAUUAUUUAGAACUUUGAUUAUAUAAAGCUCUGCUAUUUAGUAUUUUCUACAUUUCAUCAAUUUUUCUGCUUCUCGUAUUUCUUGAUCAGUACCAUCAGACUUUUGAAUUUCCUAAUCUUUAAAAGAUUUUGGUUGUACUACCAUUGUCUAUUAUAUUUUGAUUUUCUAUUUAUUUAUUCAUUCAUUUAUUUAUUUACUACUUUGAUUUUGGUUGACAUCCAAAAGCAUAAUUACUGCCCUUCAGACAAAUUCUAACUUUUCCUUUUGCUGAGUCUAUGACUUGGGAAAUUUACUUAACCUUGCUAUCCCUUGGAUUUUUGUUUGUUUAGUUUUUGAGACAAGGUCUCACGCUGUCACCCGGGGCUGGAGUGCAGUGGUGCGAUCUUGGCUCACUGUAGUUUUGACCUCGCAGGCUCAAGUGAUCCUUCCACCUCAGCCUCCCUAGUAGCUGGGACUACAAAGGUGCACCACCAUACCCGGCUAAUUUUUGUAUUGUUUGUAGAGGGCAGUGGGGUCUCACCAUAUUGCCCAGGCUUGUCUCGAACUCCUGAACUCAAGCAUCCACCUGUCUUGACCUCCCAAUGUUCGGGGAUUACAGGCAGGUGCCACAGCACCCUGUCAUGCCUCUGAUUCUUUAAAAACCAAAGGGAAUGAGACUGUUUUUAGGAAUAAAUAUAAAAUAAAUAGCACACCUAAACCACCUAGAACAGUACCAUGUACUAAGUAAGCGCAAGGUACAUAUUAGCUCCUUCUUAACUUAUUCACCCUUCUUUAAAUUUUUCUGUUGUUCAUUUUUCUUAACUGAAGGUGAAUAUGUGCCUCAUUCAUCUGGAAAACUUUUUUAUAAAACAUGUACUAAUGGAUAUGGAUUCUUAGCUUUAGCCGGUUUUUUCAUUUUGAUUGUGAAAAGCUUUUUCGUUGCUGAGUUCUAAACAUUUAUCUUUUAUGUAGAAAUGUUCAUCUUUUUCUCAGUUAUAGAGAAUAGUUCAAUUUUCAAACUUUUUUGAUUGAUUUAACAUUUUACUACUUUACAUUCUACGUAAUACUUAUUCCAUGGAAUCUGUUCUUUGUUAUAGUGUACAUGGUUUAGGUGUGUAAAUGUUUCAUGUGUAUUUGAAUGUUUGUGUCCAGAUUUCUGUCAAGUACAGAUUUCUACAUAAAAGUAUUGAAUUAAUUUUUGCUAAUUGCAUUCUUAAAAUAUUCCAUAUCAUUCUUUCUUCUGCUUGAUAUGGCAGUUUAUUAAGUGUGUCUUACAUUCUUAUUAUUUGUGGAUUCUUCAGUUUCUGUUUGUGAGGCUUCUGCUUUAUCUAUUUACGUAAUGCAUUGUUAGGUAUGUCCAAAUUCAUGAUUAUUGCAUCUUUUCCAUGAAUUUUUUCUUUUUCUUUUUUUUGAGACGGAGUCUCGCUCUGUCGCCCAGGCCGGACUGCGGACUGCAGUGGCGCAAUCUCGGCUCACUGCAAGCUCCGCUUCCCGGGUUCACGCCAUUCUCCUGCCUCAGCCUCCCGAGUAGCUGGGACUACAGGCGCCCGCCACCGCGCCCGGCUAAUUUUUUGUAUUUUUAGUAGAAACGGGGUUUCACCUUGUUAGCCAGGAUGGUCUCGAUCUCCUGACCUCAUGAUCCACCCGCCUCGGCCUCCCAAAGUGCUGGGAUUACAGGCGUGAGCCACCGCGCCCGGCCCUUUUUUUUUUUUUUGAGACAGAGUUUUGCUCUUGUUGCCCAGGCUGGAGUUCAAUGGUGUGAUCUUGGCUCAGUGCCACCUCUGCCUCCCAGGUUCAAGUAAUUCUCCUUCCUCAGUCUCCUGAGUAGCUGGGAUUACAGGCACACGCCACCAUGCACAGCUAAUUUUUUUGUAUUUUUAGUAGAGAUGGGGGUUUCACCACAUUGGCCAGGCUGGUCUUGAACUCCUGACCUCAGGUGAUCUGCCCGCCUUGGCCUCCCAAAGUGCUGGAAUUACAGGCGUGAGCCAACAUGCCCAGCCUUCGAUGAAUUGUUUUAUUCUUACUACUCUGUAAUCACCUGUCUUUAACUGUUACUGUUGUUUACUUUAAAUGUUAUGUGAUUAUUAGUUAUAAUUCAGUUAAAUAUGACAAAUAUAAACAAGCAAUUGAAUAUAUGCAUGUGGAAGAGCAUCUAUCUUUCACAUAACUAAAAAAUACAUAGGAAAGUUUUUGUGGCACAAAUUGUCCAAGGGAAUAGUGUGAUUCUAUCACCAACAAAUGAUAGGAUAAUAGACAUUAGGCAUAAGUAGCAGUUACUGUGCUCAUUAGUUAGUGGUAGAUUCUACCCAUUUAUUUUCUGUCACUGUGGUUUUCUGCUUUAGGUAUGCCUCUUGAAAGCAGAACAUAGUCGUGUUUUGUUUUCUUAUUUAUUCUCUGUCUUUUGAUAGAUCAAGCAAAUUUAUUUAAAUUCAUGAACAUUUCUGAUAACAUUGAACUUGCUUUUACUGUCUUAUUAAAAUUUUGCUAGUUAUCACUCUCUUUUCACUCUUUUUUUGCUUUGAGAUUAAAGUGAUAAGUUCUUUUUAUUCAUUUCUCCAUCUGUUUUUUUUUUUUUUUUUUUUUUUGAGACGGAGUCUCGCUCUGUCGCCCAGGCUGGAGUGCGAUCUCAGCUCACGGCAAGCUCCGCCUCCUGGGUUCACGCCAUUCUCCUGCCUCAGCCUCCCGAGUAGCUGGGACUACAGGCGCCUGCCACCACGCCCAGCUAAUUUUUUGUAUUUUUAAUAGAGACGGGGUUUCACCGUGUUAGCCAGGAUGGUCUCCAUCUCCUGACCUCAUGAUCCACCCGCCUCGGCCUCCCAAAGUGCUGGGAUUACAGGCGUGAGACACGGAGCCCAGCCUCAUUUCUCCAUCUAUUCUAAGUUUCUAUUUUUAUAUAACAAAUCAUUCCCCAAAUUGCAGGCUUAAAACAGCAGUUUAUUACUUUUUUCCUCACGAUUCUGUGAAUUGCCUGGACUUAGUGGAUAGUCUCUCAUUGUGGUAUUUCAUGUAGUUGCCAUCAGAUAAGGGAUGGGACCACAGUCAUCUGAAGGCUCAAAUGGGAUGAACAUCUACAAUGAUCCAACUCAAUGGCUGACAUAGGGAGGAUUCCCUCUUUUUCUACUGAUUGGAAUAGUUUCAGAAGGAAUGGUACCAGCUCCUCCUUGUAACUCUGGUAGAAUUCGGCUGUGAUUCCGUCUGGUCCUGGACUUUUUUUGGUUGGUAGGCUAUUAAUUAUUGCCUCAAUUUCAGAGCCUGUUAGUGGUAUACUCAGGGAUUCAAAUUCUUCCUGGUUUAGUCUUGGGAGGGUGUAUGUGUCGAGGAAUGUAUCCAUUUCUUCUAGAUUUUCUAGUUUAUUUGCAUAGAGGUGUUUAUAGUUUUCUCUGAUGGUAGUUUGUAUUUCUGUGGAAUCAGUGGUGAUAUCCCCUUUAUCAUUUUUUGGGGGGUCUAUUUGAUUUUUCUCUCUUUUCUUCUUUAUUAGUCUUGCUACUGGUCUAUCAAUUUUGUUGAUCUUUUCAAAAAAACCAACUCCUGGAUUCAUGGAUUUCUUGAAGGGUGUUUUGUGUCUCUAUCUCCUUCAAUUCUGCUCUGAUCUUAGUUGUUUCUUGCUGUCUGCUAGCUUUUGAAUGUGUUGGAGAGCAGUUUCUCAUAAAAGCUUGUGGAUUCAACUGUAAAAGUGGCAAUCCACUCUGACUCCCCUCUCCACUGCAGAGAGCUUUCUUCUUUCACUUAUUAAACUUUUGCUCCAACCUCACCCUUUUGUGUCCACACUCCUUAAUUUUCUUGGUCAUGAGACCAUGAGCUCAGAUAACACCUUAGUAAUAAUAUCAAUGACCCGGACCUGUUUUGGUAACACCAGCUCUGGGGCCAGGACACAGGGGCACUCUCAGGCAGAAGACUGAAAUCUGUGCAAGUGGUAUACAAAUUUAUCCCUUCAUACACAAAUCUCAGGCCAGUCUCUCUCUUGGACUUCUAAAAUUUUACAUUCAUUGUGAUGAGAAUCAACAUUUUUGGUUCAUUUCAAAGGACAGGCUCAAGUUUUGCCAAUGCUAAUAUGGCUCAGCAGAAAAAUGCAUGUGGCUUGUAUUAAGAAAGCACAUAAAGGAUCUACAUUGACUGGGUUUUCAUAAUCACAAAAAACGAAUAAAUUUGUAUGAGUAUCUUUAUAUGAAGGCAAGGAGGAAAACAGGUGAAUGGAAGCCUACGUAAAUGUGCUUAUGAUUUAAAACAAACUUAUUUCCUCAGGAAAAAUAUAUUUUUCACCUCACCUGUUAAAGUCUUAGGAAAGCUUAACCUUGAUAAUCUCCUAAUAACAGAACUUAUGUUUCUUUUCUGAACCUCAUUCCUUCUCAUAUUGUAAUAAUGAAAUGAAUAAAUGAAUAGCAAGUGAGUAGUGGUGCACACUAAACUCUGAGUACUGACUGCCUUCUAUUCCACUUAAUACCUUUAUAAGAACAUUGUUAUGUACCUAAGUCAUGUCAUCUAUAAAACUAAGGUAAUGAUAACAAUCAUAUGUCCCUAAUAUAAUGGUUUUGAUGAUUAAGUGGAACAUAGUAAAUGUUUAAAAAUGUUUUCUAUUAUAACCAAUUUGGCUAGGAUAGGUGGAAAGAAUAGAAAUAUGAUAAUUAAUUGUGAAAUGUAUAAUAUAUAUUAAUAGGUCAUCAACAUCAAAUUAAAAAAUAUAGAUGAUUACCAUGAUAGUGAAACCAAAGUUUUUAGACAAGUCAAAGCAAAGUUGAAGUCUCAGAGACCAUUGUGUUUAUUUGCUAACUGUAUUAUCAGACUGCUUAGUUGAUACAGUGAAUACAAUAAUUCUUCCAAUGUACAUAAACUGCCAGACAAGCAACUCAAUGCAAUUCACUCACUCUCGGAGAAGUUUAUCCCCUCUGCCAAUGUUCAUCUUUCCUGGCAAACCAUCCUUCAGUAUUCCAGGCAAACUAGAGCAAGGUGAAGUUGAAGAAGAUCCUACUUUAUAUUCCAUUCAGAGAGCUUCCGGGUCUUCAAAAAAGAUUUAGUCAUGUGGGUGUGAAAGAGCUGAGUCAUGAAAUUUGGACCUUAUUGUAAGUCCAGAAGGAAAAACAAGGGGUUUGAAGCACAAGGGUGAUAUGAUCUAAUUUCUACUUUUAAAUGAUCACUCUGAUUGUCGUGAGGGAACUGAUAUGGGAUGUACUGGGGGAAGAAUGUUACCAGGACCAGGUCGAGGCUGUUAAAGACCUCCAGGAGAGAGCAUUGUGGGCCGAACAACAAGCUUCUAGUAAAGAUCAUGCAAGUGGACACAUUUGAGAUGUAUUUUGAAGGUGGAAGAAAUUAGAUAAGCUAAUGGGUAGUGCCUGGAGGGAGUGAGGAUUUUUGAACCACUAGGUAAACACCUGUGAGUAACAGAGAAAAAGUUGGGAUGUGUUAUGAAAGAUGAAUCCUAAAAUUUCAUAUGUUGAAGACUGAUGCUUCAGGACCUCAGAAUGUGAACAUCCAUAGUAGAAGGGAAUUGUGUUGUUGACGGCUGCCACCCACUCUAGGUGCCCAAGCUCCUGCAGCAGUCCUACUUCUCCCUUUCACCCACACUCACUCCCAGACAGUGUCCCUUUCAGCUCUUCCAUCACCCCUUCUUUUGAUUUGGCUGGUGAGAGCAUAGCUGGUAUUUAUACUUUCUUGAUAUGCUAGUCUCUUUUGCUGAUUGUUGACAUUGGAGAAGGUCAUGGAAGGGACCUGAGCUGAGCGACCUUUAGGAGCAUUUCCUGUUCUUUUCCUGUACUCUGCUGCCAAGGAGAAAUCUGUCUUUCACCAGGCUUGCAGCUUUCUCCGUUACCCACAUCAUCAGGCAAUAUCUGUCUGGCACCCCUCUUUGUUCCCUUUCUCUGGCCUUCCUUUUUGACAUGAUGGUUGACCUGAAAUCACCAAGGCAGGACUGCUCAUCUCCAGGUCUAAUGGAAAACAGUAUCUGGUGAAACCAAAGAAAAUAAUCCCAGUAACCCACUGGGAGCUGCUUGGCUUAAGCACCUACCCUGUGCCUAAGAUACAACCCAUCAAGCCCAGCUAAAACUGAUCCAGUUUCCACAGGGCCAGAGAAGAAUUGCCAAUUAAGAAUGCAUUCCCACUUCAAAUAUGUCUAUAUUUAUUUCAGGGAAAAUAUCAGUCUGCCUGGGUCCCUUAUGAGAACAUUGUUGUCUGUAGAAAAAUCUAAUCUAUUAGGAAGCCUUCUUGUUUUGUUAUCUGCAACUCUUCAGAAGGGCCAGACCAGACCCUCGUAUGCACAGUACAGGAUCCACCCAUGCACAUCUGUCUAGGGCCUUGUCUUUAUGAUUUUCUGUCACAUGGCCUCUCAGCCAUGCCUCCAACCAAGCUAUCCUCAAAUAAACACUAGCCGUGCACAAAAAGUGAAAAAUUACACAAGGCCUACACAAGGUCUGAAAUGGAAAGUGCAGCUGGUGAUACCGAGUAGUAUAUUUUAUGAAUUGAGGAACAGGGAAUUUCUAGGUAUCACAGAGCAAUCAGCAGCUGAGAAGAGGAGUACCAAUCCAGGACCCUGGAAGGAUUUUUCAGAAACUUAAUAGUUUAUUGUCCAAUUGUAGAGACAAAAAUGAAAAUAAAGAUAGUGAGGAGUACCAUACACCAUUGCUUAGAAGAUUAAAUAAAUGUCAUCUCCCACAAGUCAUGUGGGGAGAAAAAAACUAUAUAGGAAGAAAAUUACAAACGACAAGGUAGUCUCAGCAUAUAAAAUAUCAACAAAUGAAUGUAAGAAAGAGAAUGAGAAAGAAUUAGUAUUAGAAUAUCAUAGAAAAAAUCAUCUUUGUGAAAGAAAACUCUGAUGAAACUGGUGACAUAAAUACUGAGUAAAAAACAGAAGACCAAUCAAGGCAUUUGAGGCUUGAACAGGCAUUACAAAUCAUCAAGUUGAAUAUAUAAGUAUGGCCACUUAGUUAUUAGUGGUGAAGACUACGGUAUUUGUUAGAAGAAAUAAAGUAGAUGAUGAAUUCUAUAGAAUAUUCUGGAGAAAGUGGAGGUCUUAGCUACAUGACAUCGUGUGGCUCACUUUGGGAACCAUGUUUCAGUUUGUUUAGGUCUAGAAAUUCCUUGGUGGUUUCUGUGUUCAGUUUUGCUUUAAUAAUCCCUAAAGAUAUUUUUUAAAAUACAAAUUUUUUAGCUUUCCUGUAUUGUACAGCACCAACGCUUGCCUGAGUGUAGUGAGAUUCACAGAGUUUGGAAAUUUCCUGUAGCAUGAGGAGGCUGCGGGGCAGCCUUCUGUCAUCUAUGUGUACCCAGCAGUGUGCUGUCCUCACACAACUCACGGAUAAGCAGAAAGCAUCUCUAUUACAUGAAAAAUUUAGCUAAAUAUACAAAUAUCCAUGCACACACAUCAUGAGAGAUGGAAAUAGGCUAUCAAAAGAGUCAGACAUAUUGACCGUCUUCACUGUUAGCUGUAGGAUUGCUGCCCAACCCCCUGACACACCCACACAAACUCACAUACACACAAAUGAAAAGCACAGUGGAAAGCAGAAUAGCAGUCUUUCCAAACAGAUUGAAAAACAAAUGAUGUCUAAAGUUCAAUCCUGACACUGUGCUGAUUGCUUGGACACAGUUCCGUCAAAACAUUUGUCCAAGUCAUAGUUGUACCUUUUAGAAAUUAGCCACAAACAACAUCCUCCCCAACCCUUCCUGCUAGGCUAGAGUCCCAGAAGAAAUGAGGGAUACACUUGACCUGAAGUAAGCAAAGCAGAACCCAGUCUCUGAGGCGAGGAGGCCCACCUGGUAGGGAGCUCAAAUGCGCCAUUGUCCUGCUUGUCUUUAUAAAGGGAGCUGACACGUUUCUCCCAGCAUAAAGUUGGGAGUGACACCAGAGCCUUCUGCAAGAUGCUUCUGAUUCUGCUGUCAGUGGCCCUGCUGGCCUUCAGCUCAGCUCAGGACUUAGAUGAAGAUGUCAGCCAAGAAGACGUUCCCUUGGUAAUAUCAGAUGGAGGAGACUCUGAGCAGUUCAUAGAUGAGGAGCGUCAGGGACCACCUUUGGGAGGACAGCAAUCUCAACCCUCUGCUGGUGAUGGGAACCAGAAUGAUGGCCCUCAGCAGGGACCACCCCAACAAGGAGGCCAGCAGCAACAAGGUCCACCACCUCCUCAGGGAAAGCCACAAGGACCACCCCAACAGGGAGGCCAUCCCCCUCCUCCUCAAGGAAGGCCACAAGGACCACCCCAACAGGGAGGCCAUCCCCGUCCUCCUCGAGGAAGGCCACAAGGACCACCCCAACAGGGAGGCCAUCAGCAAGGUCCUCCCCCACCUCCUCCUGGAAAGCCCCAGGGACCACCUCCCCAAGGGGGCCGCCCACAAGGACCUCCACAGGGGCAGUCUCCUCAGUAAUCUAGGAUUCAAUGAUAGGAAGUGAAUAAGAAGAUGACAGUGUUUCAAAUGCCUUGAAACAUAAUGUGAUCAUGCUCUAACUUCAAUAUACCAAUAAAAUAAUCAGCUUGCAAUUUCUGAUUAUAGCAUCUCCUUCUGAGUGUUUGGGACUCUGGAAUCUGAGACCCAUGUUCACAUUGUAAGAACAUCCAGGACCCCUUCUCCUUGAUGUUUCCAGCAAGCUUCUUUCCUCCUUAUCCUUAUUAAGUCAUCUGCCUGGGGAAGGAGUUCCACUGUUUCUUUCCUUCUCUGUCUUCUUAGCUCGAAUUUAAAUUGCACAAUUAUUUUCAGGUCAUUUCCUGAUAGUCUAGUCAGCUUAUGAAUGUAAGCAAAACAGGACCAAUGAAAGAAAGUCCCAGAAGCUGAGAGAAACUUUAACAAGUUUGAGAGUAACUUAUUUUGUUUUCUAGGAAAGUGAGUAUGGUUCUAUGCCUGUAUUCCCCAGAAGCCACUAGACCUAUUUUCCCCUAUUUUAUCACUGAUCAGUUCUGUCCCUGCCUAUGAUUCUUACCAUUCUUAAGAAAACCUGAAUGGAUUUCAUCAAGGCGGCAGCAUAAUUUGAAGGGCAAUUGCGUGUGAAAAUUGAUGUGACUUGAUUUACACAAUAGUCAGAAAACAUUUUAGAAAUUGAUGACUUUAUAAUGCAACCAGGAGUAUUGAAAAAAAAGUAAGCAAUGAGCUCAAAUAAUUAAAAAAGAGAGACAAAAUACACUUGGGAGAACAGAAAUAAGAAUUAAUGAAAAUUUAAAAGAUUAAAUGAAUGAGAAGAAAUGAUUCAUAAAUUUUGAACUAACAGUAAUAACUUCUUGAAAAUCCAAUAAAAUUGGCAAAAGAUUGUGAAAAUUCUGGAAGAAUAAGGGAAACAGAUAAUCUUCAGAGUAAUCAGGUAAAGCUUAAACAAGUGUUUUAAAAGAUGAGUUUUUCCUACAUUCUGAAAAGCAAACAUGAAAAACUGAACACAGUUUUUACAGAUAUACAAUAUGGAGUGACUUAUAUACAAAAUGACCUUAAAAAUAUAUUAAACUCAUUAUAGUAGUUAAUAUCUAAGUAAAAUAUGAUGAAAUUUAAUAGAGAAUUCACUCCUCCCAAAAGCACCUUCAUGGAAGAUUCCUCAUUAACAGGCAGUCCUUUAGUAUGCUGAUUUAUACAAAAUGCUGAAAAGAAGAGAAAUACCCCAAGUUCUUGAAAAAAAAUUUUUUGAUAUGACUACUCUAACAGUAAUAACUAUAAAUCUCACUUUAAAUAAUUUAAAACAAAUUAAAGUGAUAUAUGAGUUAAAUGACCAAGCAGACUUGAUUCCAGGAAUGUUAAGGAAUGUUCAUUAUUUGUUUUGGAUAAUGAAGUCAGCAGAGGAAAAAAAAAUAUGACCAUCUCAAAAGAUGCCAACGUUGUCUUUGAUAAUAUUUAAUAUAUUUUUUAAAAAACAAUUCUUGUAAAAUACUUUUUUGAUUAGCCUUCUGACCAUGAUUAAAAUGGUGUACCUCAAAGUAGCUGCUAACCUUAUGUGUAUCUGCAACACCCUGAAAAAUUAUCUAAUAAAAAGGCACAAAGAAAAAGCUUGUCAAUGUUGUGGAUAAUUAGAAAGUGAAUAAUUUUAUUUAAUAUUAGAUAAACAAGCACAUAACAGAGAUACAUAUAUUCAAAUGGAAGGAGUAAAAUUACCACCACAUGCAGAUCUGUUUUUCUGUCCAGAAAAUAACAAGAGAUUCUACUCAGGUAAAAAAGGAAAGGAAGGAAAACCAUUGUAAUUAAAAUAAAAUUUAAUACAAUAGCCGUUUAUUAAUUCAACUUCUAAAGAAUCUUUGUGAUUACACAAUGACCAGCUAGUAAAUAUAAUAAGAAAAUGAUUAUUCACAAAGGAACCAAAAGGCCUAGUCUUCGAAUUUUUAAUGCCAUUGUGAUAGCAAGCAUCUGAUUAUUUUACUCUAAGUUAUUUCCACUUCUGAUUUUAAGAACAGCUUCUUUCCCAGGGAUGGGUUCCCCCUAGUGAUGUAUUCUCUUCACCACAAGAGUUUGCAGCUCUGGCUUUCUUUCUGCUCAUCUGUAAAGAUAACUACAGCUCCUCUAUAAACCAUCUCACCAUUAUUACCGAAAUCAGACAAAUUCUGGAGAUAGUCAAAGCUGUGAGGAUUCGAAGAUCUCUUUCACAUCUUGACCCAGUCAAUUCCGUUCACCAGUGUUAUGAAUCCAUUCCCCAAAAUUCCAAUUAGGAAUUAUAUAUUUAUUAUUAUAAUGAGGAUACUAUACAAGGCAUUUAGCAUGGCUGCAAAGAGAGAGCUCCAAUGUCUAAAUGCAACGCUGACAAUUUCUUCAUCUAUCACAUGUACCUGUUAUACAUACUUAUUAAUUGGAUGUGCAGUUAAUUUCUUCCUUUAAAAAAAAAACUAUAGGCUCAAUAUGAAAGUAGAAAGCACUAAGGUGUACUAAUGAAUGGGCACAUAGCUUUUUUCACAAAAAGAUUAUUUUGCCCCAGACAGCUAUCUGCAUUCUGAUCCAGAUACUGUAUGUUCUUAACAUAAAGUGAAAUUUCUCAUACUUCAUGAUGAAAGAAAAAACUGAAUUCUCAUUGUUAAUAAACAAAUAAAGACAAUUCUCUGCA
Homo sapiens (human) is the source of this 22605-nucleotide messenger RNA. It is a transcript of the gene PRH2, whose product is annotated as proline rich protein HaeIII subfamily 2. The transcript has 5 exons. The record is from RefSeq and is a predicted model, not a curated record. Lineage: Eukaryota; Metazoa; Chordata; Mammalia; Primates; Hominidae. Bases 19467 to 19967 code for a protein of 166 amino acids. Gene Ontology annotation, cellular component: extracellular region.